AGUCUUAACAACCCAACACACUCACACAUCUACUUCUUCUUCCUCCCACGUCGCCGGCACCCAAAUUCCCCGACUUCCUUCCAAUUUUCCGAUUCCCCACCAGAGCCUCGACUACAAAGCACAAGAAGAAGCCGCGAUGGCGAUGCGCCCGGCGGUGCUGAAGGCGGGGCUGGUGAUAGUUGGGCUCUGCAUAGCCGGCUACAUUCUGGGCCCACCUCUCUACUGGCACUUCAUGGAGGGCUUGGCCGCCGUCUCUCACUCCUCUUCUUCCUCCUACUCCUGCCCUCCUUGCACCUGCGACUGCUCUUCUCAGCCCCUCCUCUCCAUCCCCAUCGGACUCAGCAACAUUUCGUUUACAGACUGUGCAAAGCAUGAUCCGGAGGUGAACGAGGAUACGGAAAAGAACAUUGUGGAUCUUUUGACUGAGGAGUUGAAGCUCCGGGAAGCUCAAGCUUUGGAGAAUCAGCAAAAGGCUGAUAUAACUCUACUGGAGGCUAAGAAGAUUGCAUCACAGUAUCAAAAAGAAGCUGACAAGUGCAGUUCUGGGAUGGAAACGUGUGAAGAAGCGAGGGAGAAAUCUGAAGCAACAUUAGUGGCUCAGAGGAAAUUGACAGCAACGUGGGAGCUUAGGGCUCGUCAGAGAGGAUGGAAAGAAGGGAUGACCAAGUCUACUGCUCAGACACAAGGAAAUGUCCAGACUGUGUAGAAACCAUUUUGCAGAUUAAUUGAACAGAUUGUCUUCAACAUGGUACUUCCUACCUUGCUUAGUGAUAAACUUUACUAGGCUUUUCUUCUUUGCCUUAAAACUGGGGUAUAAUAUGCAAGAAUCUGAUCAAUUUACAUUCACCAAAACGAGUUAUUUGUUACCAUUUAUGGUUGAAAGUAUAGAAAGGUUAGUUAUUAUCCAAUUUGUAAUAGAAUGUUGGCAAGAACCUUGAUAAUCAAUUUCUCAACCCAGUUGUGGUUGAAUGUUCCACUUGUAAGACUAAAAGAAGAAAUUAUUCAUUAAAUGUUAGUAAGAAUGGCUGUCUAUCCCUGA
Messenger RNA from Argentina anserina (silverweed cinquefoil), 1039 nucleotides. RefSeq lists its product as uncharacterized. The coding region runs from base 137 to 706 and encodes 189 amino acids. NCBI's taxonomy places the organism in Eukaryota, Viridiplantae, Streptophyta, Magnoliopsida, Rosales, Rosaceae. The record is from RefSeq and is a predicted model, not a curated record. The transcript is spliced from 3 exons.